AUGAUAAUAAUCAAGAUCGAAUUGCAGGAUGAAUGUAAUAAUAGUAAUAAUAAUAAAGAAUCAGAAAGAAGAGUGGAGGAGAAGCCGCCAUACUCGUAUGCUCAGCUGAUCGUACAAGCAAUAAUGAGCCAACCCAAUCAUCAGAUCACACUUUCUGGUAUAUACGCUUUCAUAACGAGUCGAUAUCCAUGGUAUCGAGCCACUGAUAAAGGAUGGCAGAAUUCAAUCAGACACAAUCUCUCACUGAAUCGAUACUUUGUGAAGGUAGCCAGAGCACACGAUGAGCCCGGAAAAGGUUCUUUUUGGCGAAUGGAACCGUCGUCGGCGCAGCGUAACAUUGAAAUGGCGUAUAAAAAACGAAAAUUAAAAACUUUCAAAGGAACGACGCAGUCAACAUCGAAUACCGAUAAUAAGAAUUCGACGUUGACAGCAGCAGCAACAGCGAAUAACAGUAAUGGCUCAUCAGCAGGAUCAUCAUCGAUAGCGUUUGUCGAUUAUAGCAAUUGUUCUGAAGAAAUGUUUCAGUCAUUUGAUACAAAUUCUCGUGAAAGUGGAUGCAAUCUGAAAGUUGUAUUCAAUUAUGAUGAUACGAUCAGUCGAGAUUCAACCAGUCUUACCACCACUGAUAAUAAUAAUCAUAUUUAUAAUAACUCUCCUCGAGGAAAGAUUUGUUUCGAUGUGGAUGAUGUGAAUAAUGAAGAUGAAUUGAGUGAAGCGUUGAAUAUUGAUGUAGAUGAUAGUAAAUUAUAUCAACAACAGCAUAAUAAUAAAUCGAUUUCCAAUGUCUCCUCGCCACUAACGCUUCUAGAUGAUUUCACUCAGCAACACCAACAACAACACUCAUCGCUAAUGAAUAAUAACGAGAAUUCGUCUGUAAUAAUGGCCGACUAUGAAAGUCUAUGUGAAGAGUCAUUACGUUAUGUGCAAAGUGCUCCUUGUUCACCAAGAGGUGUAUUUUCACGAAGAGAAGUGCACGUAAAUGGUUCAACGAACACAUCGAAUUACCAUUAUUACUCUGCACCUGGCUCGGCCACAUUCCGAGUUCGACAAUCAGUCAAAGAUGGACGUUCACGUCUACAACUCUGUCAUUCACCACCCGAAUAUCGUUCGUUUAAUCUCAACAGUUUGGGUUAUCGAAGCACUUGGCAACAUUUACAUCCGUAUCAACGCGGUGGUACAAAAAGUUUAAGUACGACACCAGUACGUGAGCUGCUACAUGGUGGUGGUUCGACUGGUAUACAUUUGGAGGAAUUGAAGCGUGAUCUAAGAAUGCUUUCAUCCCCAUUAUCCUCAUCGUCGAAACACAUUCAUAUGAAUACCCCUUCAUCUAGUUCUGCUUCUUCAAUCAAUAACACUCACCAAUUGAACGUUUCAUAUUCUAAUAAACCAACUACAACCACAACUUCAAAUCACAGUUUAUUCUUGUCUGCAAAUUCGGUCAACAACAACAAUAAUCUCUUAACUGAUAAUAUUACUGAUACUACGACGACCACUACUACUAACAAUACUGAUAGUAAUUCGAUUAAAAACAAUACUUCUAUUAGUGAUAAUGACGGUGUUUUAUCAUCACCGGCAACAACAGCAAUAAGCAGCAGCAGCAGUAACAACAGUUCGAUAUCAGUUUUUGAAUCAAAGCAGAAAUCGCCAUCCUUAUCGGUAUCGGCCUCAGCAUCAUCUGCUGCAUCAUCCACUAUUUCAAUUUAUCAUAAUACAAGCGUUCAACAACCGUUAUGUGCUCAUAAAUACCGUCAUUUAUUCGAGUUAAAUCGUCUCAAAUCUACAUCACCCUCAACUGCAACUGAUCAACUACUGUAUAUUGAUACUACUGCAGCUAUCAGUAAUACCAAUAAUGAUAAUAAUCCACAUCCAAUAUCAACUCAUUCUCCGUCUUCGAAUAACGCUAUUAAUGUGAUAACAGCAAUGCCCACCUCCUCCUCAUCAUCUGCCAUUCAGCAUAAUAUCAGCACUGGUGAUAAAUAUAGAUUCGUUAGUAAUAGUAAUGAUAUGAACAAUAAUUCUGGUUGUGCUAAUAAUGAUAAUAAUAUGACUAUAAAACUGGCUGCUGUUAGCCGUGGAAGUGAUUCAACGAACGCUCUUCCAGUUGUAUCACGUAAAUAUGGUGUUGACGAAUCGGUGAAAAGCAGUGGUACUCGUGAAUUUUGUUCAUCACUCUCGGACUAUAGUAAUAAGAUGAAGCAUCGUAUCGGUGAGCAGCAUCAACAAAAACGUGCUAAAAAACGUUACUUGACAUCAUCGUCAUCAUGUAAUUCUAUCGCGUCAUUAUUGCUCGUAAAUGAUAAUGCUAUCAGCAGUAGUGAUGCAAGCACGAACCCUGUAAGUGAUAAUAAAGAUGAUAGCAGUGAUGACGAUAUGAAGAAGGUGCUGCGUUCAGGAGAACCGAUCGAAGCCAAGGAUAUUCGGAUGGAUGAUGAUAUAGAAAACAAUCGGCAGCUGGAGGAGGCAGUGACUGAAAAGAGUAACAUCGGUGUUACUGCUUCAUCAGCAGAUGACCGUUUCGUCGCGACACCAUCAGCUGUGGACGAUGUGUCAAGGAAGACCGUCUCUGGAAUAAUGUCAACAGCAGACAUCCCUUCAAAUCCCUCUUCCACAUCUAAAUGUGCAAAUGCAACCGUUUCUAAUGCCAUGUUUGUCAAUAAGACGCCACCAGCUGCAUUCAAUACAAAUACUUCAGGAACUCUAUUCCACGGAAACGUCCAGAAAACUUCUUCACCAUUUGAAUCAGUAACGAGUGCAGCUGCCGCACAUGGCGGUGCAUUUUCAGCUUCAAUUGCUUCAAGCACUCAUUCUGGAUGUAUUGAACGAACAACAGCAUUAGCUUCAGCAGCUGCUAAUGAUGAAGCAACUGCUGCGUCUCGUGUUCAAUUCCCUACGACAAACACGACUAGUUGUGAACUGAAUCGAAAUUGUUCAGCCUUCUCAGAUCUCUAUGCAUUUUUGCUUGCCACACAGCAACGUCAACAACAACAGUUUAUGCAGCAGAAUGAACAACUGUUUUCUGCCAUUCAAAGUUACGUAGAUUUGCAUAUGCACUUGACGGGCACACCGUUGACCGCACUUCAGAUAUCUCACUUGCUUGGUCUAUCGUCUUCAACUUCCUCAUGCUCUUCUCCAUCAACAGUUUCGGCGACGAAUCUCAGUCUUAAUCUUCCUCAAAUUAGCAACUCGAAUCCACCCAUUCCACCACAACUUUCGCCUCUAUCUAUGGUCUCGAGUACGUCUCAUCCAUCCACCACUAACCCACAAGCAACAUUCGAAUCUUCUGAAGCGGCUGGCAACUCGCUUUCAUUAUUGGCAGCCUUUUUGCCGACAGCACUUACGCAAACGUCGGCAACGUUGAACGAUAAUGGUAAUGGUAUAUCGUUACUACCACAAAAUUUGUUGUUAAUGCAGCAGUUGAUGAGUGCUGCUGGUAGUGGUGGGGCUGCAGCUACAGCUGCUUGGAUACCAGCAUUGCCUGUUCAGCAGACUGCAACACCACCGGCACACGCAACAGCAUUCAGUUUCAGUCCGGCACUCGUCGUACAAUCUUCCAUUGCCUCUUCGCCAACAACACAAUCGCUCAUCACCAACAUAUCAUUCAAUCCUUAA
Molecule: messenger RNA, 3609 nt
Organism: Anisakis simplex (herring worm)
Lineage: Eukaryota; Metazoa; Nematoda; Chromadorea; Rhabditida; Anisakidae
Source: the annotation of a GenBank genome assembly